This is a messenger RNA of Mucor mucedo, 889 nucleotides long. RefSeq lists its product as uncharacterized. The transcript is spliced from 4 exons. Lineage: Eukaryota; Fungi; Mucoromycota; Mucoromycetes; Mucorales; Mucoraceae. The coding region runs from base 81 to 857 and encodes 258 amino acids. The record is from RefSeq and is a predicted model, not a curated record.
GCUCUUUCUUUCUUUUUUUUUUUCUUUUUUCUGUUAUAUUUCUCCCUUUUUCUUUCUUUAUCCCUCUUUCUUGUGUAAAUAUGUCUUCUUUUGUCUCUAGUUUACUUUCAAAGUCGGUUAAUACGAUGGUGGGUCCUGACGAAUUGACAUUCGACAUGCCUCAUGGGGUAAACUACACAACUACGGCAAAAGUGGAUCGAAAGGGGAUAUCGGCCGGGAUCCAAUUAGUGGGACUGGCUGUUGAAGAAUUCGAGAUUGGAAACGAUGCAGUGGGUUUGGAUAUCUAUCUUUCCGGUCUCGAUAAAAUCAUCAUGUCCUUACCAAAUUUGAGGGAUUUACAGACAAAGCAAAUCCUUCAAGAAAAAUUUCUCAGUAUUCAAGAGAGACUGGGUAUAAAACAAUAUACAGGCUUUACAAAACUGAAAUCAAACGAAGACAGAUUGUCACCGACAACCUGGCUUUUCUCUUCUCUAACAAACACCGAUACAUCCUCUCCUGACAGUACAGCAGCAUCAACAGGUGAUUCUUUUGUCAAAUUUCAACAAUUAGGCAGUACUUUGACAGAUGUGAUCGUUCAAUGCGUUGUCUUAUAUAAGCAAUCUCCACUCCCAGGCUUGUUGUAUUUCCUACUCUCCUACUUUGUGAAUUUGGUUUUCUGGAUUGAUCAGCAGUUUCACGUGGUAGACAAGGUUCAGUUAUGCAGUAUUGGAUGUAUCAAGCUUUUAUUGGCGGUGGAUGAACGAUACCAUUUACAUGAAUAUGCUUCCGAGACGGUGUGCACAUUGAUACGCCUCUACUUGAAAGCCGUUGUAGCCUAUAAAGAAACGCCUUCAUCCAAUCAUACCAGCAGCAUCUAAAUAAACAAUAACUUUUUUUAUUAUUAUUAUUA